AUGAGCUGUCCUUUAGAUUCUAAGAGACUUGAAGAAAUCUGUGCUGAUGCUGCAAAGCCUGUGCUUCAAGCAACUGAAUAUGAUGGUGAAAAAAGCGCCGAAAUAAAUCAAACUGUCAUUUACGGUGUUUUGAAUGCCCUCAACAAGGAAAGCCAGUCUUACAAGUGGGUUGUUAGUUCUACGUUGGUCCAAAAGUUGCCAGAUGACCAUCCUUCUCGCGGUGUCCAUGCUGCUCAUGCUGCCUGUUGGAACGUUGAUAAAGAUGGAAUGACGACAAUUAAAGAAAGCGGCCAGGCCAUUGAUGUGAUCUUGAGCAUUAUGUGGAUAUCCAUUUGA
Molecule: messenger RNA, 336 nt
Organism: Schizosaccharomyces cryophilus OY26
Lineage: Eukaryota; Fungi; Ascomycota; Schizosaccharomycetes; Schizosaccharomycetales; Schizosaccharomycetaceae
Product: dynein light chain Dlc1
Exons: 3
Coding region: 1-336 (111 amino acids)
Biological process (GO): microtubule-based movement
Cellular component (GO): cytoplasmic dynein complex; cytoplasm
Molecular function (GO): dynein intermediate chain binding
Source: RefSeq, a predicted model, not a curated record